AUGGUAACAAAGAAAAAGGUAGUGUCGGAAGACCAACAAGACGACGAUAAUAAUAAUAACAAUAUUAAUAGUAGUAGUGGUACACCUGCACCACCAGCCGACAUUGAUGCCAGUCAACAACAAGCGACUCCAUCGAAGAGAAACAAGAAGCAGUCUACACCAGAUGUAGCACCUUCAACUACUGCAUCUAGACCAAAGAGGAGAACUAUAGUACUCAGAAAACAACAACCAUCUCCACCAUCAUCGAGUGACAGUGAACAAGAACAACAAGAUAGUGACGUUAGUGCUGCCGAGGAGGAGGAGAUUGAAGAAGAAGAAGAGGAAGACUAUUCUCCAGAAGAAGACAAGAAAAAGAAAAAGAGGGGCAGAGGAAGACCACCAUCAUCAACUCCAACAAAGAAAAAGGCUGCUGCUACUGCCAAGACCACUAAGACCACCAAGACUACCACUACUACUGCCAAACAAACACCAAAGAAACAACAACAACAACAACCAACAACUCCUGCAAAGUCACCAAGCAAGAGAAAGAAAAACUUUAAUAAGCAUCAAGGUUAUUCUAUCAUUGCAAGUUUAUGUAAACCAAAAUCAAACUUGACAAAGAUAGUAGAGCAAUGGAUAAAGGAUUGGGAAUCAGAUGCUGAAAAGUCUAUAUUCUAUUUGGUUAAUUUGAUUGUAGAGGCUGGUGGAGGAGAGGCAUCGAUCACUCAUGAAGAGUUUUCUGAAAAGUCAUUUGAUGAUGCAGCCAAAGACUACAAUGACGCUGUUGAAGACUCUUCCACCUUUCCAAUUGGAGGUAAAAAGGCCAAGGGUUUGCACAACCUCUUUAUCGAGUUCUUUAGAGCCAUCUAUGCCAAGUGUCAGACAUCGAUCUUUUUUGAACACGAGGCCUAUCUCUUGAAUAUGGUUAUCCCAUGGACCAACAAAUUGGGAAUGUUCAAGGUACGAGGUGUCAGAUAUGCCUCUACAUUGGCUGCCAUUCAACUUGCCAACACACUUAUCAAACUAUGGGCUCAGAUCAAACAAGACCUCACACUCACCAGACAGAGAUUGGCCAAGGAAAACAAGGAAUCAGAAUCAUUUGAACAAUACAAGAAAAAUGAACAAUUAUACCAAAGUAAAAAGAAAGUAGUCGAACAACAUCUCAACACCUUGAUCCCACUCAUCAAGACUAGAAUCUCUGACAAUUAUCCAGAAACUCGUAGUAUGUGUAUUUCAUCGGUUACUGAAUGGGCCAAAUCAAUGCCAAUUCAAACACUUUCCCAAUUUGCUCUUGUCAAACAUAAUGAUAAACCUCCAACUGGAAAACCAAUUCUUCAAGAUCUUGGUUAUGCUUUAAAUGAUAGUUCAUUUGAGGUUAGAUUAACAACAAUCAAUGCAUUAAAUGAACUUUAUGGUAAUGAAAAUGCGGAAAUGGAAGAAUUUACAAGUAAAUUCAAAGAGAGAGUGAUUGAAAUGGCAACAUCUGACAAGAAUGUAGAAGUUUGUAUUCAAGCAAUCAAUUUGGUAUCUACAAUGUAUGAAAAAGGAGUAUUGGAGCAAGAGGAAUUGGAUGCAGUCUGUCAAAAUUAUACAGUUGAUAAUGCUCAAUUAUCAAGUGCUACUGGUGCCCUUAUUUAUAAAACUGUAUUAAAGAAAUCUGAAGAUAAAUUAACUACAAAUAAGAAAAAAGAUGUUAGAUAUCCAGUAAGAGAAGAAGAAUUAAAUGCAAUUAUUGAAUUCCUUUCAACCAAAUCAAAGGCUCCAGAAAUCCCAUACUAUCUCGUAUCGGCAAUGUGGGGUCAAGCAGAAAAGAUCUUUACAGAUUGGCCAUUCUUUGUUAAUUUCCUUUCUGAUCUCGAUGAAAAGGAUAUCUCCGAUAAACAAUUAAAUUGUAUUGCCAAAAUCAUCAAUGCCUCUGUUAAAAUAUCUUGUGGUGCAAAUAUUAAAUUAUUCCAUACAGAUAAAGAUCAACAAAAAGACGACCAAGAAGAAGAAAUUGAAGAAGAUGUCUAUGAAAAACCAAAAAAAGAUGUAACAGAUAAUUUCUUACCAAUCAUUCCAGACUUGUUGGGAAAAUACAAGACCAAUUAUGAAUUUUGUGAGAAUAUCAUAGAAAUGACCCAAUACUUUAAGUUGGACAAGUUUGAAGACAUGAGACAACAGACCAAGUAUGAAGAGUUGAUUGUAUCACUCAAAGACAUUUACAUGUUGGCUCCACAACAAUCAUUGCUUGAAACCACUGCAUUCUCUCUACAAUCAUUGUCAAACGUACCAACGCAACUCAAAACCAUUUUUAGAUUAGAAGUGCAAGCCAUCUUUAAUAGUUUGGCACAAUCUGUCCAAAAACUAGAACAAGACUUUGGAGAACAAAACCCAGAUCGUCAAGAAUUGGAUAGUGGCGAGAGACAAUCCAUUCUCUACUCUCUCAUCCUUCAACUCGAGAGAUUGUUUUAUAUUGGAAGAUGGAUAAAGAUUGAUGGUGUAGACAUUCAUCUCGUCAUGCUCCCACUGAUGGAGGGUGUUGUCGGUCAACCAAUCAGAAAUAAUCCAGAGUCUAGAGAAAGAAUCAUUGUCUUGUCAACUCAAAUCUUGUCGCAAUACAUCAUGUGGCUCAUGACAGAAGUUUCUGCCUCUAUCAAUCGUGAAAAUCCACUCAUCGACGAGCUCAAUGAAGAUAUUGUCUUUAUCUUUUAUCAAUUUAUUCAUAGAAUGAAUAAUAUUCUAAACUCUGAUAGUAUUUCAUUUAAUCUUAGACAUUUUACAUUUAAAACAAUGAUUGAAGUUUUGAUUUUAUUUAAUCCAAAUUUAAGAUCAACUCCACUCCAUCUUUAUUCAUUCCAUAUUCCAGAAUCUUCAAGACUAUUAGAAUUAAAUCUAAAGAUUUUAUUUAAAACUUUGAAUACAAAGAUUAUUGAUGAAAUUUCAAAGAGAUUAUCACCAUCUGAAUCAAAUUCUCGUAAAUCCACUACAACACCAAAGAAAAAGAAUCAAAAGAAAAAGAAAACAACCACAUCUGAAGGUGAAGAAAGCGAGGAAGUGUCAGAGGCUGAUAAUGAAGAGAGUGAAAACUCGGGCAAUGAAGAGGAACCAGAAGAAAGCGAACCAGAAGAAGUGAAAACCUUACCAAUUCCAUUCCACAUCACAAAAGAUCCAUGUGGACUGUUGGAUAAAGAGGGAGAAGAACAAAUGCUUGAAUUGAUUGUUUCAUCAAUUCAAGCCAUUCAAUGUGGCCUUUUGCAUUCAAACAACGUAGGUGAUAUCAUCAAGCAAGUUGCUCUCUCACCUGGCCCAGAAUCAAUUGCCACCAUCACUGAAUAUCUCAGCGUCCUCAGAGGUAGAAUCAAAAGAAUGUUGUUGGAAUCGGAAUUGGUUUUCUCUUGCCUCAAGAACUUUUAUUUGGUUUGUAUCGAAAACUGUAAUCAAGAAAUGGAUGAUGAACAACCACAACAACAAGAUGACUCAAAGAAAUCAAAGACUCCUAAAAAGGGUAAAAAGACCACCAAAGGCUCUGACGAAGAAGACGAAAUCGAGAAUGAAAGCGACGAAGAAGAAGGAACCAAAAAGAAAACCAAGCCUCCCAAGUUGACAACCAAGCAAUAUAUGUUUGAUAGACUCAAAGAAUUUUUGGGAUGGUUAUGUACACAAUUUAUCAGAAAAAAUUCCCUUGGAAGUGUCUUUGUCAAAUCUAUGGAAUACUUUUUUGGAACUGAAUCAAACAAUCACGAAGAUCCAGAAAAUCCAGAAUUCCUUAGAGUUGUCAGUUAUAUCAUUCCAAAACUAACUCCAGAUGAAGCUCAAGAAAUUUUGAAAAAGAAAAAGAAAAAAGAAUUUGAAUAUGAUGAAGAAAAUCCUUUAUUUAUAUCAUUGAAUAAUAUUUUCAAGAUGGUAGAAUUGAUUGCAGACUCUGACAAGAAUGAUAAAAAGAAAUUGAAAUUCCAAAAGAGAAAAAAGGAACAAGAAGAGGAAGAAGAUAGUGACAGCGAUGAAGAAAUGGAUGGCGAUCAAUUGAUCAAGAACCUCGUAUCAAUUGAACCAAUAGCUAAACUAGCCUCGCCUUCUCCCAAAAAGAAACAAAAACCUUCAACGCCAUCAAAGAAACAACAACCAAAAAAGAAAAAGAAAGAGCAACAAGAAGAAGAAGAGGAACAAGAGGAAGAGGAACAAGGAAACAAGAAAAAGAAAAAGAAAUCAAAGAGUUCUCCAGAUACAGAGGAACACGACGGUGUCGAAGAAGAGGAACAAGAUGUCAUGGAAGAAUAA
Messenger RNA from Cavenderia fasciculata, 4239 nucleotides. RefSeq names its product STAG domain-containing protein. Gene Ontology annotation, cellular component: chromatin; cohesin complex; nucleus. The coding region runs from base 1 to 4239 and encodes 1412 amino acids. NCBI's taxonomy places the organism in Eukaryota, Evosea, Eumycetozoa, Acytosteliales, Cavenderiaceae. Gene Ontology annotation, biological process: sister chromatid cohesion. The transcript is spliced from 8 exons. Gene Ontology annotation, molecular function: chromatin binding. The record is from RefSeq and is a predicted model, not a curated record.